Messenger RNA from Lates calcarifer (barramundi perch), 2748 nucleotides. RefSeq names its product sphingosine-1-phosphate receptor 3a (gene s1pr3a). Gene Ontology annotation, cellular component: membrane. Gene Ontology annotation, biological process: G protein-coupled receptor signaling pathway. Lineage: Eukaryota; Metazoa; Chordata; Actinopteri; Centropomidae. The record is from RefSeq and is a predicted model, not a curated record. Gene Ontology annotation, molecular function: sphingosine-1-phosphate receptor activity.
GUGUGUGAGAGAGAGCCGGGAUAUUUGGGAGCUGGACAGGCGCAGAGUACAGAGAAGGAAAAGUUCAGUGGCUGUUUGAGGAAGAUACUUCAGAGAUAGAAAACUUUUACACGGGCGAGAACAAGUUAUGGACUUUUGACUACUCGUCGAAUAGAUUCCUCUUUUUUGGCAAACGCGUAUUUUGAACCUGUGAAUCUUUACGCAGGAGAGGAGAAAAAAAUAACCUUAAAAAUUCACUGCCACUCCGCCGGAAUGUUUAGAUGACGACAAUGACUCCAAAAGGCUAUAACAUGACUCCCCUGGCUGAGCAGCCUGACCUCCCUCUGCUGUGUCCAGUGCUGUGGCUCCCUCUGCUGUGCGACUGAGGAAGGCCAGGAAUGGCAGGCAGUACGGGGAACACUUGGGAGGAUGGGAUGAACCCUGUCAUCGUCAAACACUACAACUACUCGGGGAAGUGGGAUCGACCUCGCAGCGAAGGGGCCUGUAAGAUGGCCGUGCUGCUCCUCAUCUGCGUGCUGAUUGUCCUGGAGAAUGUCACAGUCCUGCUCGCUCUCUACAGAAACAAGCGCUUCCACAGCCGCAUGUACUUUCUCAUUGGAAACCUGGCGCUGUCAGACCUGCUGGCUGGCGUGGCCUAUGUAGUAAACAUCUUUACCUCAGGUCCUAACACCUUCUUCCUCACGCCAGUGCAGUGGCUGGCCAGAGAAGGGAGCAUGUUUGUUGCCCUCAGUGCCUCCACAUUCAGCCUUCUGGCCAUUGGGAUUGAGAGGCACAUGACUAUGGUGCGUCUGCGUCCAUGUGAGACUGCAGGUCGUGGGAGACUCCUAGGACUGCUGGCAGCCUGCUGGCUCGUGUCAGUGCUGCUCAGCGCCCUGCCCAGCCUGGGCUGGAACUGCCUGGACAAUCUGGCCUCCUGCUCCACAGUGCUGCCGCUCUAUGCUAAGAGUUACGUGGCCUUCUGCAUCAGCGUCUUCAGCGCCCUGUUGGUGGCCAUCAUCAUCCUCUACAUCAGGAUCUACCGCCUGGUGACCUCUAGCGGCCGCAGGGUAAGCAGCCGGCCUUCAGAGCGCUCGCUGGCCCUCCUGCGGACAGUGGUUAUUGUUCUUGGAUUGUUUGUCAUGUGCUGGGCCCCCCUCUUCCUCCUGCUGCUGCUGGACGUGGGUUGUAGCCCUGAUAAGUGCCCUGUGCUCUACCAGGUGGACUGGUUCAUUGCCCUGGCUGUACUCAACUCUGCCCUGAAUCCUCUGAUAUACACUCUGACCAGCAGGGAGAUGAGGGGCGCCUUUUUCCGGCUGCUGUGCUGCUGUCAGACCAGCAUGGAGACCACUGGGACUCCUGUGGUGGGGAACCCCCACCUGGGCACGGUCAUCCCCACAGCAGAGAACAGCAAGACUAGUUUGGGUGGAGGAGGGGGCAGUGGUGCUGUCAAGCCCACACUGAAUAGAGGGAAGAUUCCCGCACCUAUGAACUCUGAAAACAAGCACGGAGAUCCCUCUGCCACCGCUGUGUCCCAUACCUCUGGGCCUGCGGACCUGCUCUCAGCUGUGCUGGUGAAGGCGGGGGCACUGCCACCCCUCAGCAAAUUCUGAGUGGAUGCACCUUAAUGAGGCCUCACGUAAAUGUAGAUGUAGAACUGACAUAGUCCCGCUAUCAGCCACUUUUUGUUAAUGCACUAUGGCCAGUGUAGCAUGGAUAUGAAUAGCAAAAAUAUUCAGUUUGAACCAAGUAAAUGUAGAUUGUAGAUUAGAGUACAAUCAAAUUCACUUAAAGCCACUAUUUACAAUAAUUCAGCAGUAUUAUUCACAACACUAGAAUGACUGAAACGUUGAGUUUGUUCUACGCAGUGAUUAACAUUUUGAAACUAUGAAAAAUAAGAGGACAGUUUUUGGACUUGGACUAAACCUAGCCCCAAAUUACACGUCUUGGCUUAAUCUGUCUGUGAAAUUUGUCUUGAGAAUAAUUAACUAAAUAUUAGUCUUGCAUCAGUCGAUAUGUUUUAUUUAAUUUUGUCAUUAUAUGCAGGAAAGAUCAAAAUGGGGCACUUUUUUGCAUGUGCUAUAUACAAGUACUCUUAAAAACACAGGCAUUUUCCAUCACAGUUUGACUUGGCAAACUAUUUAUUUUCUAUGAAAACAUUUGGCAUCUUAAUACUGUAAACUAUUUGGUAUAUUUUUUGCUUUGUGUGCAUAAAAUCCAUUAAUGGUACUAAGACUUUAUUAUUAAUUUUGUGAUGAUUUCAGAUGCACUAGCAGGAGAAAAGAAGACUAAAACUUUAUAUGUCAGACUAGCGGCCUCAUGAGGCUGUGAUGCUCAUUACACACCACAAAACAAAGCCGUCAGAUGGAUAGAUGACAUCACUAUUAUUAGAUCCUUACCAAUAGUGGGGAAGAACAUCAAGUCUGUCUUUUUAAGUAAAUCAGUAGUUUUAUUUUAGGGCCAUUUUUGGUCAUUUCAGGUUCAGCUCUACUUUAUCACACAUGGUUUAUCUUUCAUCAGUUUAAACACUACCGUGUCAGCAUCAGUUGAUCUGCAGGCUGAAUUAGUGUGGCUAAUAACUACACUCAUGGACAUUUUUGCUUCUCAUCAGCACAUCUAGAAACCACUCACACAUCAAUUAACCACUAGUGAACAGGAGUGUUGGAUGUGAAUAAUUUAAUGGUGAUAGGCUGUAAAUGAUGUUUCUGCCUGGGGUGAUGUAUUGCCUGAUACAGCUAUAUAGUAAAUAAAAUAAAAUCCUAUUCCCUUUUA